Molecule: messenger RNA, 1064 nt
Organism: Mus musculus (house mouse)
Lineage: Eukaryota; Metazoa; Chordata; Mammalia; Rodentia; Muridae
Product: predicted gene, 40378
Exons: 2
Coding region: 105-755 (216 amino acids)
Source: RefSeq, a predicted model, not a curated record
CCAAAGGCGUCCUAACGCAAAAACUGGGACCUUGGCGUCGGCCGGUGGCCUACCUGUCCAAAAAGCUAGACCCAGUGGCAGCUGGGUGGCCCCCUUGCCUACGGAUGGUAGCAGCCAUUGCCGUUCUGACAAAGGAUGCAGGCAAGCUAACUAUGGGACAGCCGCUAGUCAUUCUGGCCCCCCAUGCGGUAGAAGCACUGGUCGAACAACCCCCUGACCGCUGGCUAUCCAAUGCUCGCAUGACCCACUAUCAGGCAAUGCUCCUAGAUACGGACCGAGUUCAGUUCGGACCGGUGGUAGCCUUAAACCCGGCCACGUUGCUCCCCUUGCCGGGAAAAGAGACCCCCCACGACUGCCUCGAGAUCUUGGCUGAGACACACGGCACCAGACCGGACCUCACGGACCAGCCCCUCCCAAAUGCCGACCACACCUGGUAUACAGAUGGAAGCAGCUUCCUGCAGGAGGGGCAACGUAAGGCUGGAGCAGCGGUGACCACCGAGACCGAGGUAAUCUGGGCCAAGGCGUUGCCAGCCGGGACAUCCGCCCAGCGAGCUGAACUAAUAGCACUCACCCAGGCCCUAAAGAUGGCAGAAGCUCACUUACAGGCCCUCCAAGCAGUACAACGAGAGGUCUGGAAGCCUCUGGCCGCUGCCUAUCAGGACCAACAAGACCAGCCUGUGAUACCACACCCCUUCCGUGUCGGCGACACCGUGUGGGUACGCCGGCACCAGACUAAGAACUUGGAACCUCGCUGAAAAGGACCUACACCGUCCUGCUGACCACCCCCACCGCUCUCAAAGUAGACGGCAUCGCUGCGUGGAUCCACGCCGCUCACGUAAAAGCGGCGACAACCCCUCCGGCCGGAACAGCAUCAGGACCGACAUGGAAGGUCCAGCGUUCUCAAAACCCCUUAAAGAUAAAAUUAACCCGUGGGCCCCUUAAUAAUACUCUUAUUAAUCCUACUCUUCGGACCCUGUAUUCUCAACCGCUUGGUCCAGUUUGUAAAAGACAGAAUUUCGGUGGUGCAGGCCCUGGUUCUGACCCAACAGUAUCACCAACUCAAA